GUCUGCAUUCCGGUUCCCCAAUCGUCUCCUCCUCUUUUGCCCAGCGCCAGCGGGAUGGAACAGAUGGAGGCGACGACCUUGAAGAGCUUGUCACGCUUGUCCCAUGUGGGGGUUUGUCGCAGCGAUUUCCGGGUCCAUCAGUUGAUAAUCGCUGACACCAAGGUACCGCCGACUCGUUUUCGUGGAACUGGCGAGGUCUUUUAUCAGCCUCUCCAUAUCCAGAGCGACACCGGCCCAGCAUGUGAAUAAAUAUCAGUCGACAUCUCCUCCAUCAUCUCGGCCUCGCUUCUUUGUCUGAGAGAGAUCAGCUGGAGUUUUCCCACCCUCAACCGAACAACCAGACUUGACUGCCUUGGUAUCGCCACUUCUUUUGGGGUGUCAUCCUGCAGAUCACGACCCGUGUCACCCUGCAGCCCAGUCUUUCGGUUCCCCGUCUCGUCCUCACGUGCAUAUCGUCAUCACAACCUGUGCCAGUCCGUGUACUGGUGUUUCGACAACUCGCCGAAUCGAAAUCAUCCGAAAGUCAGCACGAAAGUCGCGGACUUCACCCCUCGACACGUCUUGCCAAAGUCCAUUUCCGUCAGAAAGAGUCGCCAAAAUGGACAUGGAUACUGCAACUACUACCGCUCGCCCGGAAAAGGCCCACGGCUCAAGACUGGGUUACUUGGCGGACAAGAUCGCUGUCAAAUCAGAGCCUGGGUUGACCAGCGCUCAGCUGAUGUUGACGAACCAUGAUCUCAAACCAGUUGAGCCCGAGAGACGGCAAUGGGGACCUUGGAACUUCGUCGCUUUCUGGGUCGCUGACUCCUUCAACGUCAACACAUGGAUGAUUUCGUCCUCCAUGAUUGUAGGUGGUCUUUCUUGGUGGCAGUCUUGGCUCUGUGUCUGGAUCGGCUACGCCAUUGCUGGAUGCUUCAUCUGCAUGACUGGUCGCAUCGGUGCAGUGUACCACAUUGGUUUCCCCGUUGUCAACAGAUCAUCUUUCGGAAUCUGGGGAAGUUUGUGGCCCGUUUUCAACCGUGCCGCCAUGGCUUGUGUUUGGUACGGUGUCCAGGCCUAUAUCGGCGGCCACUGCGUUUACCUGAUGAUCCGUUCCAUCUGGAAGUCUUGGGACCGAGAGACGAUUCCGAACACUUUCUCUGCAUCUUCCGGCACUACCACCGCUGACUGGGUGUCUUUCUUCCUCUUCUGGGUGCUGUCGUUGCCCGCCAUCUGGUUUCCCGUUCACAAGAUCCGACACCUGUUCACGGUCAAGUCGUACAUCGUCCCAUGCGCUGGAAUCGCCUUCAUGAUCUGGGCCAUUGUCCGCGCUGGCGGCAUCGGUCCCAUCGUUCGUCAGCCCGCAAAGCUUCACGGCAGCGACUUGGCCUGGGAAUUCGUCAAGGGCGUCAUGUCGUCCAUCGCCAACUUUGCAACCCUCAUCGUCAACGAUCCCGAUUUCUCCCGUUUUUCCAAGAAGCCGAACGAUGCUCUCUGGUCUCAGCUCUUCACGAUUCCGAUCGGCUUUGCAUUUACCUCAUUCAUCGGCAUUAUGGUGUCUUCUUCCUCGGCAGUCAUCUACGGUGAGGAGAUUUGGGAUCCCCUUAAGCUUCUCGAGAGAUUCAUCGACGACGGCGGUUCCGCUCAGCGAUUCGGUGUGUUCGUCAUCGCUUUUGCGUUUGCUCUGGCCCAACUCGGUACCAAUAUUGCUGCCAACUCCGUUUCCGCAGGUACCGAUAUGACAGCUCUGCUACCCCGGUACUUGAGCAUCCGUCGCGGUGGAUACAUCUGCGCCGCUAUCGGUCUGGCCAUGUGCCCGUACACCCUUCUCACGGAUUCCAACAAAUUCACUACCUACCUUUCGGCAUACAGCGUCUUCCUGAGCUCCAUCGCAGGCGUCAUGUGCUCUGACUACUACGUCGUCAGAAAGGGGUACCUCGAGAUCAGAGAGCUGUACGAUGCGCGCAAGACCGGCCCGUACUUCUUCACCUACGGCUUCCACUGGCGUGGGUAUGCCGCCUACAUUGCCGGAAUCUUGCCCAAUGUGGUCGGAUUCGUCGGUGCGAUUGGCGUUGAUGUCCCUAUCGGCGCGACAUACAUCUACAACCUCAACUUCUUCGCUGGAUUCAUCGUCUCUGGUGGCGUGUACUGGGGCCUGUGCAAGAUCUCUCCUAUCCCCGCCACCAGCGACAAGUGGAUGGAAGUUGGAGAGGAAAUUGAUGAUAUCCGUGUCGCUUAUGAUGCUAGCAGUAGCCAGGACUACGAUGAGGAGAGAGUUCUUGGCCCUUCCAAGGGCAUUGAUGAUGGAGCUAAGCAUGUUUGAAAAGGAGUAAAAGGUUUAUGAAGGGGUCGGUGAUUUGGAUUUGGAUGAUACCAUUGUUGUGCAAAAAGGGGUUGCAGAUUUGCGGGUUUUCUUGAG
This is a messenger RNA of Colletotrichum scovillei, 2398 nucleotides long. RefSeq lists its product as uncharacterized. Gene Ontology annotation, cellular component: plasma membrane. The coding region runs from base 599 to 2302 and encodes 567 amino acids. The transcript is spliced from 5 exons. NCBI's taxonomy places the organism in Eukaryota, Fungi, Ascomycota, Sordariomycetes, Glomerellales, Glomerellaceae. Gene Ontology annotation, biological process: nucleobase transport; transmembrane transport. Gene Ontology annotation, molecular function: nucleobase transmembrane transporter activity. The record is from RefSeq and is a predicted model, not a curated record.